Molecule: messenger RNA, 2543 nt
Organism: Ceraceosorus bombacis
Lineage: Eukaryota; Fungi; Basidiomycota; Exobasidiomycetes; Ceraceosorales; Ceraceosoraceae
Source: the annotation of a GenBank genome assembly
AUGUCGUUCUCAGCACUUGUUUGCGGCGUCUCUGAAGAGUUUCAGUCGGCAGUAGAUCAGCUACUGGGCUACCUCGCUCAACGAUACUCUUUCACCUUCCAAACGCUUCCCUCAUCAACACUCCAACUGAUGAACGUGCCAGUUGAAGCUUACCCGAGUCUCAACGAUUUGGCAACCAGCCAUGGUGCUCAGCUUCAAGUGGUUUGCCAGCGCCAGCAACUCGGGACAAGCAGUUUCGGGCGCGCAGAGUUGGUACAGCCCGCCAGUCGAGGUGCCAGUAAGGAUCGAGUCGAGAUAGGUCAUGGCCUGCCUGCACAAGCUUCGUUGCCUGCGCCGGAUGAUGGUAGCCGUCCGCCUCCUGAGCCGCUAACGCGGUCAAAGUCGCGGAAGCGUACUCGGGAGACGACGAGCGACACUUCAUUCGCACAGGCAGCACUAGCUGGCACAAGCCGUGUGCCCGUCUUGGCGCGACCUCACUAUCCCAGUAGGCAAGCCAAACGCUCUCGCACAUCCAACGGCUCGACCUCUGCGAGAGUGGCAUCGCCUCACAAUAUGGGAAAAGGGACCAGACGACUCGUAGAUGACGAGGACUUUGAGAUACUCAGUAUCUCCAAUACAAAUUCAUCUACCACCAGCAUUUCAGUCCAUGGAGAGGUGGAGGCCAGUGAGCAAGACACACCCGAGGCAGAAGAGACCAGCGAAACAAAGGACCAUGAAGAUGAAGAGGUGGUAGCGACGCCCUCGUCUCAGAUAUGGGAGCUUGAGAACGCUCAGUUUAGAGCCGUGCCAUCUUCCAAAGCCCGACCAGCUUUACUGAGGAGCAAGGGGGUGCGCGCUGCUGGUGCUGCUGCUGAGAGAGCGCACGAACAGCCGGAUGGCUCUGCUCCUCAAAGCUCACGACUUGCGGUGAGAUGCGCGGCGUCGAGCCCGCAGAAGUUGCUGACGUCGUCUGCACAGAAUACCGGCACAGUGGGCGGAGCUACUCAAGAGACCACAGCUCCUCGAGGAUUGCAAUCGGCUUCUACCAGCCAACGUUGUUCACUGAACAGCUUCUCAACUCAGCAAAUGUCAUGCAUGCCGGCCAACGAAGGUGACACUGCUGCAUCGUCGUUGCGCUUGCCACAGCUCCCGCCUGGACACAGCCAGGAAUUGGCCGCUUUGCGCAUACAGUCGCUUGACGUACUGUCAGGCACCGCCAAUUUGCUCCACGCUGACGAACCCAGGCAUUCCACGAACGUCGACAGCACGCAAAGAAUUCCUGGAGGAUCGUCGACGCAUGUCGCCACCACUAGAAAUCCCUCUCGAAGAUUCGUAAGAGAUAGGGCUCGCGUCACCGCUGCCAAUGCUAAAAAGUCUGGACUGUCCCCUCGCACCCUCGCGAGACGUAACGCUGGAGAAUACGAACUAGAUGACUUCGUUGUGCUCGACUCCGCCUCUGACGUGAGUCUCAACGACGAAGAAAGCGAAAUGGAAGCCGUCUCGCCUAUCACUCCUCAGGCACACUCUUUCGGCAUACACCGCGUCAUCAGAAGUGCUGCUUUACAAGCGCGACCCAUCGAUCUGUCCGGCUCGUCGGCAAUCACAUCUAGAGCAGUCGUGUCAUCUAGUGCCAGCGGCUCAAGACCACGAGAUAUUGCUCCUUUGGCUAGACGUGAUCCCUUUGCUGGCACCACGUACACGUUAAGAAACGGGCGUCGCGUGGCUUCCCAUGUCAUCUACGAUACAAGGCUGAGCGCAGAAGAGUGGCACAAUCAAAUGUGCGAGGUGUACAAAGCGAAGGAAGACACCGCCUUGGCUUGGACGGAUGGCAGCAGGAAGCAGGGUGGGACGGCCUCAGCAGCUGCGGUAUUUGAGAAAUUUCCGACGCAGUUGGAGCGCUUGCCGAAUGGCUCCUCCGCCUUGACAGCUGAGUUGCACGCCAUCUACAUGGCUGUGCUGACGGCAUCGCACCACUCUAUAGGACGUCUUGUGGUCUUCUCAGACUGCCAAGCAGCCAUCUUGGCUGUUGCGGACAGGGAUGAGAACACCUGGCUCAAGACCGUGUACUGGCCGAGGGCGAGCGACCCUCGAGCAGAGAACAGGCUCAAAGCGACCCGUCAUUUGAUCAACGAGCUGAAGAAGACCAAAGUCAUCCUAAUAUGGGUUCCUGGCCACAACGGAGUGCCGAACAAUGAGAUGGCGGACUCAGCGGCCAACUUUGCCGGCAAGCAUUGUCCCGAGCGCAGUUGUUGCGAGUUUUUCGGUACUGCAGAAGAGCUUCCAGGAACAAGCUGCGAGCCAGCGAUACCCCCCUCUAUUGCUUCGUAUCCAUUCACUUUCACGGCCUCCCUGCCCCGUGGUUCUGGCGGUUUUGCUGCCAUUGCACCAUCCAAUCUACCAACACCAAACUCGAGAGAGCAUGCCCCGCCUGGACGGCUCUCCACAAGCCUCGGCGCACAAACGAACAGCGUGCCAAAUGCCUCAGCACCUCUCGGCGGAAAUGUUCCCGCGCAACGCUACGACCUCAGGUCUGGCCAUCCAAGCCUACGCAGAAACCCACCUAG